GCAUCUUCUCAUCCUGAGUUGAAGAGCUCCUAUAACCCUGGCUUCGCAGGUCAAUCACAAUAGCAGCAAUGCCGGGCGAGCUCCCUGACUUGAAAAUGCUGGCACUCUUCGGAUGUGGAGCUGUCCUCCUCAGGGGAGCUGGUUGCACAGUGAAUGAUCUGCUCGAUCGCGACAUUGAUAACAAGGUUGAGCGCACCAAAAGCAGGCCUUUCGCAUCAGGUGUUCUAACUUCUUCUCAGGGAGUGUGCUUCCUAGGAUGUCAGCUACUGCUAGGAUUGGGCAUUCUUCUCCAACUGAACAAUUUUAGCCGUGUUCUUGGUGCAUCUUCUCUUCUUUUGGUGUUUUCUUAUCCCAUGAUGAAGAGGUUCACAUUUUGGCCUCAGGCAUAUCUUGGCUUGACCUUCAACUGGGGGGCUUUGUUAGGAUGGGCUGCUAUCAAAGAGAGCCUAGAUCCUGCAGUUGUCCUUCCUCUGUAUACUGCUGGUAUAUGCUGGACAUUGGUAUACGAUACCAUAUAUGCACAUCAGGACAAACAAGAUGACCUCAAAGUAGGUGUUAAGUCCACAGCAUUAAGGUUUGGAGAUUCAACCAAGCAAUGGAUCAGUGCCUUUGGCGCUGCAUCAAUUGGUGGCUUAGCACUCAGUGGCUUCAAUGCUGAACUUGGUUGGCCCUACUACCCUCUUCUGACAGCCGCAGCUCCACAGUUGGCAUGGCAGAUUUCAACUGUUGACUUAUCUGACCGCGUGGAUUGCAACAGAAAAUUUGUAUCAAACAAGUGGUUUGGAGCACUGGUAUUUAGUGGAGUUUUGUUUGGGCGACUUGCAUCAUGAUAGAUACAAUCAGGCGUCAUGCGCCACUAUGUUCUUUUCUAUAGAAUUUUGAUAGUUCUGGUAGAAGCGGUACAUUGUUUGUGACUAGUACGAGAAAGGGCAAACAGAUUGUUUUAACCGUGUGAUGCACUAUAGGCAGUGUACUGCAGAUGAAAUUCUGAAGCUGCUGUUCGUGGAAGUAACCUCCAGGAUUUCAAGCUGACUGGGAACAUAUUGAUACAAGGCGCCACGAUGGGCAAGGAACUGAGAGGACGAAGAAGGCCGCCGCUGGGAGAUCCUAGCUGAGGUGUAGGCGGCUGACAUACUGGUACAAAUUGCGUCAAGUUCUAAGACAGAAAUGCAUGGGAAACAGCCAGUUUGGAACUCUGAUCUCCUGACCCUUGUCUGCUCUGUCGCUGUGGCAUCGAGAAUAGCCAAUUGUAGCCAGAAGAAUGCUCUAGCUCCAGCAACAUGUAAUCAAGAAAGAGGCAGCCUUACUUGGUCUGGCACAUCUUUAUUCUCGAUGCCCUGUCUGGUCCUUUAUCCUAUCAGUAAAUUCAAAUAAAACAAAAAUGUGACGAAGCACAGAAAAUUAAGUUUUUGAGGACUAGCUGUUUGGUUAUGUUAUAUAAGAUUUGGGACUCACUGUAAUUAAAUUUUACUGUUGGGUUUUCCUAGAUUCUUUGAUUUGACUCAGGAGUUA
Molecule: messenger RNA, 1512 nt
Organism: Lolium rigidum
Lineage: Eukaryota; Viridiplantae; Streptophyta; Magnoliopsida; Poales; Poaceae
Product: 4-hydroxybenzoate polyprenyltransferase, mitochondrial-like
Exons: 8
Coding region: 69-830 (253 amino acids)
Biological process (GO): ubiquinone biosynthetic process
Cellular component (GO): mitochondrial inner membrane
Molecular function (GO): prenyltransferase activity
Source: RefSeq, a predicted model, not a curated record